AUGUCGUGGCGUUCGUCUUCUCGCUGCCCGAAGUUUCGUCACGUCUUCGGGAAAGCGGCGAGCAGAGAGCAAAGCUACGACGGCGUGCCGAUCACACGCAGUGUCCAUGACAACCACCACUGCUCAGCCAACCCCUGCUUCAUCGCCGUGGUGACCGAGUGUGCUGGGGGCGGGUCCUUUCUGGUCCUGCCCAUCCAUCACACAGGGCGGGUGGACCCCCAGCACCCCCGGGUGUGUGGUCACCGUGGGCGAGUCCUGGACGUCAGCUGGAAUCCGUUUGACGAUCACUGCAUCGCCUCGUGCUCCGAGGACUUCACCGUGAAGAUCUGGGACAUCCCGGUCUGUGGCGUCCAGCAGAACUUAACCAAGGCCAGGAAGACUCUGAUUGGUCACUCCAGGAGGGUGGGGCUCAUCGAGUGGCAUCCCACAGCUGAGAACCUGCUGCUUAGCUCCGCCUACGACUACAAGGUCCUCCUCUGGGACGUGUCCCAGGCCGGUCCAGUGAUCAGGCUCCCGGUCCGCGUGGUCCUAAUGCCCGUCCUCCACCGCUACCCGUCCGAGGCGCUGCUGCUGUCCGUUAGCUUCAACAGCGACGGCAGCAGGUUGGCGGUCUCGUCCAAAGACAGACGGGUCCGAGUCCUGGACCCGCGGACAGGAAGGAUUCUACAAGUGUCGAGAAACAAGUCCCACAAGGCCAGUAAGGUUUUAUACAUCCGAGGGCUGAAGAUGCUUCUGUCCACCGGCUGCUCGCCAUGGAACCACCGGCAGAUCGUCCUCUGGGACCCGAACGAUUUGUCGGAGCCUUUGUACGAGGAGGAUCUGGACGGUUCUGCCGGAGUUCUCUUUCCGUUCUACGACCCGGACACGCACAUGCUCUACUUGGCUGGAAAGGGCGACGGGAACAUCCGGUUCUACGAGCUGAGUGCGGAGAAGCCGUUCAUCAGCUUCCUCAGCGAGUUCCGCUCCCUGCUGCCACACAAAGGACUCGGGGUGAUGCCCAAACGAGGCCUGGACCUGAGCGUCUGUGAGGUUUUCAGAUUCUAUCGUCUCAUCGCCGUCAAAGACCUGGUGGAGCCGCUGUCGCUGGUCGUCCCUCGCAAAGAAUCGGGGGUUUUCCACGAGGACCUGUACCCGAUGACGGCAGGAAACCAGGCGGCCAUGACGGCUCAGGAGUGGCUGUCAGGGGUCAACCGGGGCCCGGUGCUGAUGUCCCUGAAGCCUCGAGUCGCCAACCCCUACCCAGAAUCCCCUGCUGACAAGGGAGUGGCCAGGCAGCUGAGGGUCCAGGCGGGCCCAGAUGUGGGGCCGCGGACCGGGACACAUCUGGACCUAAAGGAAGAGGCUUUCCUCCAGGAGCAGCUGGCCUACCAGGACGCCAAAUACCCACGAGACCUCAGCGACCUGUCGGCAUGGCAACCGGACGAGACCCAGAUCCCGCUGUGGAUGUACUGCUGCACCCCCCACUGCCUGGAGCCUGCCGAGAGGCCGCCGCCCACCAGCGAGAGCGAGCUCCUGCAGACGUUCCACCAGCAGCAGGAGGAGAUCCGGGGUCUGAGGGAACGGGUCGGCCAGAGAGACGUGAGAAUCGCUGAACUGGAGCUGCAGAUCCAACACACGAGAAACAACAUGAGGGCGACUUUCUGAUUCAACCAAUCAAAACUCACGCUGCCGUUCCCCCAACAAACCAAAACACUCCAC
This is a messenger RNA of Limanda limanda (common dab), 1698 nucleotides long. RefSeq names its product coronin-2B-like. The coding region runs from base 1 to 1644 and encodes 547 amino acids. The record is from RefSeq and is a predicted model, not a curated record. Gene Ontology annotation, biological process: actin filament organization. Gene Ontology annotation, molecular function: actin filament binding. The transcript has 13 exons. NCBI's taxonomy places the organism in Eukaryota, Metazoa, Chordata, Actinopteri, Pleuronectiformes, Pleuronectidae.